This is a messenger RNA of Pelmatolapia mariae (spotted tilapia), 2155 nucleotides long. RefSeq names its product E3 ubiquitin-protein ligase TRIM58-like. Gene Ontology annotation, molecular function: zinc ion binding; protein binding. Bases 1 to 1872 code for a protein of 623 amino acids. Lineage: Eukaryota; Metazoa; Chordata; Actinopteri; Cichliformes; Cichlidae. The record is from RefSeq and is a predicted model, not a curated record. The transcript is spliced from 12 exons.
AUGGCGGAGUCGGCGGAGCUGUUCACAGAGCAGGAGCUCACCUGCUCCAUCUGCCUCGACCUGUUCACCGACCCCGUCUCCACCCCCUGCGGACAUAACUUCUGCCAGGCGUGUAUCGGUGGUUACUGGGCGUCCAGUGCCGUGUCCACCUGUCCACUGUGCAAACAUCAGUUUGAAGGACGUCCUCAGCUCAGCAUCAACAAAGUCUUCGCUCAGAUCGCAGAAAAGUACAAACAGACUCACUAUGCACCGUUACCGUCACCCUUCGGUAACGGGACGCCCGGCGCCGCGAUGGCAGGCGCCAUGAACACCAACCCCUUCCUGACGCCUGAGCCAUCAGUAGCUCAGGCGAACGGGGACGUAGUGUGGUGCGACGUUUGUACGGGAAUCAAACAGCCCGCCGUCAGCUCCUGUCUCACCUGCACCGCCUCCUACUGCACUGAGCACGUGCAGCCACAUCACACCACGCCAUUCUACGCCAAACACCCCCUGAUGGACCCCCAGGAGGCCCUGAGGGGCCGCACCUGCUCCGUCCACCGGCGCCUGAUGGAGGUGUACUGCAGGACGUGUGAGAGCUGCAUCUGUGCCAUCUGCGUGCUGGAGGAACAUCGGAUGCAUAAAACCGUCUCCGUGCAAACUGAGAGGCUUAGCAAGCAGAAACAGGUGUCCAGGACGGAGCAGGAGAUCCUGAACCGGAUCAAGGAGAAGGAGAUCCGUGUGACGGAGCUGAAGAAGAAGCUGGACAGCCUGCAGAGCUAUGCUGACAGAGAGCGCGGCGAGGUCGAACUCCUGCUGGGCGACCUGUCCGGCUCGUUGGACCAGAUCCGGUCUCGUGUGGUGGGCGGGAUCGAGACCCAGCUGAAUGCUGUGAUGACAAAGGGGGAGGGGAUGGUGAACCGCCUGGAGGAGGAGCUUAGCCAGCUGAUAGAGAGGAGAGCCGUGCUGGAGGCACAGGCUACCAGUCAGGAUCACAUCGCCUUCCUGAAGACAUACGAGGCGACCACGGCUCCUCUGGCCGAGGAUCUGCAUGCCCAGGCGGAUGACGACUCGCAGCUGGUGCUCCACUUCCAUCUGGGCGAGGUGAAGCUCGCUCUGUCCGAGGUCAAGGAAAAGAUGGAGGAGAUCCAGACCGGGGAGAUCCGCUCGCGAGGACCGCGAGGAUCCCGAGGCUCCCGAGCGGACUCCUUUUCAGCCGGUGACAUGAUGGCGGCAGAGAGCAUGCUCAGUCUGAGAGCCAGCACGACCAGUCUCAGGAAGAGCCAGUGGUCCCUGAAAGACCUAAAGAAGAGCAAGCAGGUGUCAGGAUACAAGAAGGCCCGACUCUACAUGGAGGACGCGACGCUGAACCCGGUGACGGCGUAUCCCUUCCUGAUCCUGUCCGAGGACCGGAAGCAGGUGAAGAGAGGAGAGAAGCUGCAGUUCUACAGAAACAGCCCGCACAGGUUCGACGUCUGGUCCUGUGUCCUCGCCAAGGAGGGAUUCAGCUCCGGGCGCCACUACUGGGAGGUGUGCGUCGGGGAGAAUAAGGACUGGAAGCUGGGCGUGGUCAGCGAGUCGGCUCAGAGGAAGGGUCUGUUCGAUAUGUGCCCGUCUCACGGAUACUACGCCAUCUGGUGGAGCAGCAGCCAGCUGAGGGCGCUCACCACGCCGCCGCUCACCAAGGUCAAAGGUCACCACCCCAAGCUGCGACAGGUGGGCGUGUUCCUGGACGUGGAGGAGGGUCAGGUGUCCUUUUACAACGUCAAGUCGGGCUCAGAGAUCUACAGCUUCCACACAUCCACUGAGUUCACCGAGAGGAUGUUUCCUCUGCUGGGGACCGGAGACAAAGAAGUCCCCCUGAUCCUCCUCACCACGCUGCAGCACCCGGCCUGAGGGACUGGGACCAAAACCGGGACCAACCGGAGGGUCAAAGCUGAGCGAACUAAGAGCAGAGGGAGGAGGUGGGAGGAACUGCGGGUGGAGUCGAAUCGUCCUCACGUUGAUCUCCAGACUCUGCAGUGAGACUUGAAACAACAAAGGAUGUUUGUCUCGUUUUGUCCCCGUUAGAUCCUGACAGGCGAUGAUUUUGUAAUAUUGAUCACUGAAGAACGAUGUGCUCUUACAGCAAGAGCUGCUUCUUAAAUUUAAAUGUAAAUAUGGUCAUAAAAAUACAUCA